GUUCUGGCUCACUUCACUAGGACACAUGGCUUGAGACGCCACGUGCUCCUAUUGGUUGGUUACAAUCACAAUCAGUAAAGUAAAUGGUCAUGGACGGAGAAAGUAAAAAUAAUACGGCGGUUAGCCCAGCGCCUGAAAAUGGUAACGCAUCAAAUAUUGGCGAGGUGCCCAGUGUACACAACUCGGGAGACGAUCCCAGCACACCAGAAGCUGCAGCUAGAAGGAAAGGAAGUCAGUUUGAGAAACGCAAGGACAGCGUGUUCGACAAGCCAAUAGACCUGGACUAUGUGCUAGUGAACGAAAUAGGCCAGUUUGGCCGCUACCAGAUGUUCAACUUGCUGCUCGUAUCCGUCCCCAUCAUCAUGUCAGCCUUUAUGAGCGAGUACAUCUUCUCUGCGGCCGCUAUCCCGCACAGAUGCCGAGUGCCAGAAUGUGGAGAAACGACUAAACUCGACCGAUUCAAUCCAGACUGGGUUCUUCACGCAAUUCCUGAGGCUAACAACAACAAUGGUUUUGUGAGCUGCGCGCGAUAUACGCCUAUUUACAGCAACGGCUCCUUGGACUACUGUCCCGCCUAUCUAUUUUCAGAGAACCAACAGAGUUGUGACAGCUACGUCUACGCUAGAGACAAUUCCUGUGUUUAUGACUUCGAUUUGGGUUGUCAAGACUGGCUCCGUGCUUUAGCUGGUACCCUGAACAGCGUGGGUACUUUACUGGUGCUGCCCAUCGCCGGUUACAUCUCCGAUACGUUUGGAAGGCGCGUGGCGCUUGUGAUCAGUGUCGUCAAUUUGGGUAUUUUUGGUAUCAUUAGAGCCUUCUCCGUCAACUAUCCCAUGUACCUGGCCUUCCAGUUGUUACAAACUACCUUUGGUGCCGGAACUUUCAGCUCUUCUUAUAUCUUUGCUACGGAGUUCGUCGGGCCUAAGUACCGAGUGUUGACAAGUGCAACCUGUACUUCUAUGUUCGCCGUCGGUCAGGUGAUACUAGGAUCCGUAGCCUGGGUUGUCCAGCCUUGGAGAUAUAUGAUCCUUGCGCUACACAUCCCUUGCUUCAUUAUCAUCGCAUACUACUGGAUUUUACAAGAGAGUGUGAGGUGGCUGCUGUCUCAAAAGAAGUAUGAUCAAGCUAAAGAUGUACUGCAGCGCGUGGCCAAACGGAACCGAAAACAGAUCAGUGAGAAGUCUUUGCAUGCGUUGAUGAACCCUCCCGAGCCUGUGAAGGUGGUAGCGGACGGGAAUGAGCCAAACCUCUUCCAAGCCAUUUUCCGGUCGGGUGUGCUGCUCCGACGUGUCUGCACCACUCCCAUCUGGUGGAUCACCACCACUUUCGUGUACUACGGCCUGUCCAUUAACGCCACCAGCCUGUCGGACUCCAUGUACUUGAACUACAUCCUGACUUGCGCCAUUGAGAUCCCUGGUUUCUACACGGCUGUGCUCAUCCUCGACAGGAUCGGCAGGAAGCCCACGCUGUCUGCCGGGUAUCUGUUUAGCGCUGCCUGCAACAUCGCCUUCGCUUUUAUACCCAAUGACCUAACGACACUCCGUCUCAUUGUAUACCUGAUGGGUAAGUUCGGUAUAUCAAUGGUGUUCACAUCGCUGUACCUGUUCACCUCGGAGCUGUAUCCCACGCAGUACCGGCACCGGCUGCUGGCCUUCUCCUCCAUGGUGGGCCGCAUCGGCUCCAUCACCGCACCACUCACACCAGUGCUCAUGGAUUACUGGGAAGGUAUACCGUCCGUAAUGUUCGGUGGUAUGGCUGUACUAUCUGGUAUCCUGGUGCUGACGCAGCCGGAGACGCUAGGCACCAAGAUGCCUGAUACCCUCGCGGAAGCAGAGGCCCUCGGCAAGCCAGAAUCAAAAAUAAAAAUCUGAACACAUACUCAAUGUACCUUAACACUAGAUGUAAGAAUAACGUUACUUCUGUAUUGCUUCACGUCGAUUUGACGAAAUUAUGGCCAUAUUGUAAAAAAUAAGCAUAAAUGUAUCACAGAAAAAUCAUUAUAGAUUUGUAGGUGGCCGAAUCUUGCAGGAAAAAAUCUAAAACCACUGGAACCCAUGACAAAAACCCAAGAAACGUAUAAAAGAAUCCCAGUAAAAUUAAGAUGGCAACAAAUUCAGUUCCAGUAAAUGACAAAAAACUUGAAUAUUUGUUUUUUACUUUCCCCCCACUAGGAUUUUCUCCUGUGUCGUGGGUGCAUUUACAUUUACAAGCAUACUAUUUCACAUACACAUGACACUCAGUCCUGGAGCAACAAACUGUGGAUCACACAAAAAGUUGUUUCGUGUGGGAAUCGAUUUGCGACACGUUCCACACCGGUUGCCCAGCCACCAUGCCAACCGUGCACUCGUCCAGCAGUUUGUAGAGGAAUGUGUUUAUAUUGGUUAGAUAUACUAUAAAUAUUAUUAAAAGUCAAAGUCAUCAUUUAUUUCAAUUAGACCAGGAAGGUACUUUUGAAAGUCAAUA
Molecule: messenger RNA, 2463 nt
Organism: Spodoptera litura
Lineage: Eukaryota; Metazoa; Arthropoda; Insecta; Lepidoptera; Noctuidae
Product: organic cation transporter protein-like
Biological process (GO): transmembrane transport
Cellular component (GO): membrane
Molecular function (GO): transmembrane transporter activity
Source: RefSeq, a predicted model, not a curated record